Molecule: messenger RNA, 894 nt
Organism: Entamoeba invadens IP1
Lineage: Eukaryota; Evosea; Mastigamoebida; Endamoebidae
Exons: 2
Coding region: 1-894 (297 amino acids)
Source: RefSeq, a predicted model, not a curated record
AUGCAACGAAUUGAUGGAUACCACAUGAUGGUCAUUUCCCAAUACUUUGAAUCCAUCAAAGACUUUGUGGCACUUGAGUUUGUGUGUAAAAAGUAUAACAACAAUAUGAGUAAAUUCCACUUCAACCCUAUUCGCCUCACGUCAAAAACAAUUAACUAUUUUCCAUCAAUCGAAACACUCAAUAUUUGGACUGAAGAUGAUGAAACUUUUGGCAAUGAUUUCAUGUUGUUAUUUAACAACAAUAUAUAUCAAACUGACAGACAAAAACGUAUGAAAGUUAACAAAAAGAGGUUUUAUAAAAUUGUUAUUUGGUACCAAGUUGACUUCGAUACAUUUCACAACGUUGCCAAACUCGAAAACGCGAUUUUUGAAUUUAAAGAUAUUUGUUACAGCACUUCAGAUGUUGUGAAAUUUGGAACUCAAAUACCAAAACUGGUGACAUCACUGAUGCGGUCGUGUUAUGAAAAUUGUAACACAAUAGAACAAAUAGACAUUCCAAAUACUGUAACUUCGAUUGGACAUUUCUGUUUUUCAAUGUGUCUGUCAUUGAGUGAAAUCACAAUACAGACCAGGGUCAUUUCAAUGGGUGAGUGCGUCUUUUUGGGAUGCGCCAAACUUAAAAGUGUAACACUCCCGUGUUAUAUGGCGACACUAAAUCCACACACUUUUGGAUUUUGUUGUGACAUUGUGAUUCCUGAUAACGUCACAACAUUGGGGAAAUCCUGCUUCUCUGGGUGUAAAGCACUUCAUUCUGUUCUAUUGCCUAAAAAAAUGAAAGAAGUUGGUAGCGGAUGCUUUAGAGAGUGCAAGGCAUUGGCUCAAAUUAUCAUACCAGAAAAUGUCACGAUGAUCGGGUCGAAUUGUUUCCCACCAAAUACAAAUUUGGUGCAAUAA